Talaromyces rugulosus is the source of this 2223-nucleotide messenger RNA. RefSeq lists its product as uncharacterized. The coding region runs from base 1 to 2223 and encodes 740 amino acids. The record is from RefSeq and is a predicted model, not a curated record. NCBI's taxonomy places the organism in Eukaryota, Fungi, Ascomycota, Eurotiomycetes, Eurotiales, Trichocomaceae. The transcript has 2 exons.
AUGGCCUCCAAUGACACACAGAUUAUCGGUUAUGCUCAACCGUGGAUUGUUUCCCCCGGGCAGGAGGUGGACAUCAAAAUUUCGAGCACCGAGAAAGAAUAUCAGCAUCGCCUAGUGCGUCUUCUCCAGGGAUAUAGCGGUCCCCAUGCUCCGCCCGUAGCGACGGAGGAAAUUACUGAGGUCCCAACGGGCAAUCGCGAAGAUGGUUGCUUCCAAGACGCUUCUCCAGGGUCUUAUGCUCUGGUUCGAUCAUGGGAGGAUGUGACGUGCACGGCUGAAGAAGGCCUCGAAAUAGAAUUCUAUGCACAACCCUACCUGCUUGUCGACGACGCCCAAUGUCAAACCCUACUGUCUUGUCUCGAUGUCCAUUCUCGAACUGGAUUUGCAGUCGGUUUGAGAAAUUCAUCGCUUGAGUUUGUGAUCGGAAUCGGGGAUAAUGUGGAAGUGAUCCGGAGCCAGCUUGUUCUGAACCGCUGGCGGUGGCUCCGUGUCACUAUGAGCCUCGUCAACAAAAGGUUCACUGCGAGCAUCCAACAGCUAGUUCGUCUCGCCGAAAAGGCCCCCAAGGGAGAAACGAUGACCAAGGAUCUGUUAGCACCUAUGGUGCUGGGGUCGAAUGCCUUACUGUUUGGUGCCGGAAUGUUCGACAGUGCCGGCCAAGAGAGUGCCAAACCAUCGUGCUUUUACAAUGGCCGGCUCGACUCACCCCUCUUUGCGACUUCAGGCGUGUCACGACAGGUCGUCUUGCAGUACGACUUCUCCAAAGGCAUCAGCACCGAUGCUAUCGAAGAUAUCUCUGGGAAUGGCCGAAACGGAGCAUUGGUUAAUGCACCAACACGAGCAGUAAAGGGAUACAACUGGGAUGGCUCUCAGCCAGACUGGACAAAAGCGUCAUACGGGUAUGGUGCAAUCCAUUUCCACGAGGAUGAUCUGGAUGAUGCCAAGUGGACGACAAAUUUUUCUCUCACAAUCCCAUCGUCGGCACGGUCAGGCGCAUACGCCGUUGAAGUCAAGUGCUCGGACGGCACGACCGAUAUGAUCACGUUUUUCGUCCGCCCUAAUCCCAGGUCAACGGCUCAGGUUGGGCUGGUGAUGACGACUUUUACAUACCUCGCCUAUGCUAAUGAGCGGAUGUUUGAUCAGAGCAGAUCGUCCGCGAUGACCACGCCGGAUGGAGUCAGCGUUGGGGUCGGCAACCAGUAUUUUGAGAGCUUAGACCGACGACUGGAUUUGGGCCUCUCGGCCUACGACGUCCACCGAGAUGGAUCUCCUUGUGCAUUUUCUAGCGCUCUUCGACCAAUUCUUAACCUCCGCCCUGGAUAUGUGCACUGGGCGCUAGGCCGGCCUCGUGAGUUCAGCGCCGAUCUCAUGAUGGUCAACUUCCUGGAACGUUCUGGGAUCCCCUACGACGUGAUCACCGAUCACUGUUUGAAUGACAUGGAUCAAAACGCCACCUCUCAAUAUGCGACACUUAUUACAGGCUGCCACCCGGAAUACCACUCUCUCCAGACUCUGGACGCUUUUACCACAUUUUCCAAAUCUGGCGGCAAUAUGAUGUAUCUGGGUGGCAAUGGGUUCUACUGGGUCGCCGAUGUGGAUCUUGCACGCCCUCACCGUCUUGAGGUGCGCAAGGGCGACCAAGGAUGUCGUUCCGUGACAUUUCCUGGGGGGGAACGCGUGCAUAGUCUCACCGGAACCCAGGGAGGACUCUGGAGGAGUCGCGGCCGUGCUCCAAACUACCUCUGGGGCGUUGGCCCAUGCGCCUUUGGCACUGGGCCCGGAAAACCGUACAAGGCUAAUGAGCGACAUGCGCGGGAUCCUGAACUGGCCUGGAUAUUUAAAGGAUUCGAUCCAGGUGAGCUCAUCGGCGAACAAGGGUUUGGUGGCGGCGCCAGUGGUGAUGAGAUCGACCGGCUGGACAUUGCACUGGGGACGCCAACCAAUGCAAUCCUGUUGGCAACAAGUCUGCAGCAUGAUGACACCUUUGGGCUAUUCAACGAGGACUCGAUGUUCCCCAUGGUGAACACAUUGGGGUCAAACUGCGACCUCGUCAGAAGCGACUUGGUAUACUAUGACACAGCAGGUGGUGGUGCGGUGUUCUCGGUUGGCAGUAUCAACUGGUUCUGUAGUCUCGCUUGGGACAACUACAAGAAUAAUGUAGCUAAAAUGACUGAAAAUGUGUUAAGAGAGUUCGUGAAGAGAGGGCGAGGCCACGGUCUUUGA